AUGAGUUUAAUUUCAAAACCUUGGCUAGAUGCUGCACAUGAGUGGACGGGAGUAUGUUUGUGGGAAAUUCUGUGCCCCAUGGGUAUUGUCAGCCAUUACACGCUCUACGAGACCGCUACUUGCAGCAAAACUGAUCUGAACACGGUGGUCUUCACCACAAAAUCCAACGAUAAAAACUCGGUGACCAAACGCUACGAUAUGUUUAAUUUGGUUUUAGAGAUUGUUCUGUUUACGAAGACUCUUAGACAAUUCCUCUCUCAAGUUACACCACGCUGGCUCGGCCGUGCGGUAGCCACGCCUACACAAGCCAGCCAUCCGGCUACUUCGAUGAGUAAGAAACAGAUGGAGCAACAUCGUUGA
This is a messenger RNA of Dicrocoelium dendriticum, 360 nucleotides long. The record is from the annotation of a GenBank genome assembly. NCBI's taxonomy places the organism in Eukaryota, Metazoa, Platyhelminthes, Trematoda, Plagiorchiida, Dicrocoeliidae.